Rhinichthys klamathensis goyatoka is the source of this 740-nucleotide messenger RNA. It is a transcript of the gene bloc1s5, whose product is annotated as biogenesis of lysosomal organelles complex-1, subunit 5, muted. The transcript is spliced from 5 exons. Gene Ontology annotation, cellular component: BLOC-1 complex; transport vesicle. Bases 145 to 609 code for a protein of 154 amino acids. NCBI's taxonomy places the organism in Eukaryota, Metazoa, Chordata, Actinopteri, Cypriniformes, Leuciscidae. The record is from RefSeq and is a predicted model, not a curated record.
CCCACUUUUGUCUGUAUCAAUCUGUAAAGAAACAUUUUAGUCAUUUACAUUCCCCAGUCAUCAGAGUUUGUGGAUCGAAAACAAUUUGACAGAAUAUUAAAUAUCAUCGUGUAAGGCUGUCAGAUUAACUUGCAUCUCUUGACGAUGGAAAAGAUAGUUAAGGAUGUUGGUGAUAUUCAGUCCAGACUGAUUGAUCACAGGCCGGUCCUGCAAGGUGAAAUCAGAUACUUCAUCAGGGAGUUUGAGGAGAAGCGUGCUUUCAGAGAAUGCCGUCUACUUGAAAAGCUGAAUAAGAUGACGUCAGACACUAAUGAGCAUGAUCUGCCGCAGUGCACUGAGAAUAUGCAUGAGAAACUGUGUGACGCUCUCACACGACUUGAAGCAGCGAAUCAUAUGGCGCAGAGGAUCCAGCAGAGGGAGCUAGAGGCUGAAGAGAGCACACAUCUUCAGUUGUGUUUGGAGAGGCGGAAGCAGGACUGGGAGGAGUUCCUUAAGGAGCAGUCUCGUCUAAAGGAAGAGGUGGAUGAGGAGCACGCUAAAGCUGUGGGCCGACUCAGUGCUCAAUAUGAUGAAAUGAAGAAAGACCUGACCAAGUACAGCAGCUUCUGAACCUCAACCUGUGUGUGACUGUUAAUGUACUCAUGUGUUUUUACUAAUGGCAUGCCAGUGUAGUCCAAUUAUUUCCAUUUUGUUGAUGAUGACAUUAAAUAAAUAUUUUAUACAAAAAUGAAAACUCUGUC